Messenger RNA from Betta splendens (Siamese fighting fish), 3185 nucleotides. It is a transcript of the gene efna3a, whose product is annotated as ephrin-A3a. The record is from RefSeq and is a predicted model, not a curated record. The transcript has 5 exons. Gene Ontology annotation, cellular component: plasma membrane. Gene Ontology annotation, molecular function: ephrin receptor binding. Gene Ontology annotation, biological process: ephrin receptor signaling pathway; axon guidance. NCBI's taxonomy places the organism in Eukaryota, Metazoa, Chordata, Actinopteri, Anabantiformes, Osphronemidae. The coding region runs from base 516 to 1190 and encodes 224 amino acids.
CGUUUUGUGCGCAGCGUGUGGCUCCCGCUGCUGCUGCCGCUGCUGCUUCUCGUGGUGCUGACGAUGAUGAUGAUGAUGAUGAGGAUGACGACGGGAUGAGCGGCAGGUGCACGAUCCUCUUCACGGAACAAGCGGCGGCUCCGGACGCGACUUUAGAGCUGCGUAAAGAACAACACGCACGCGCUUGUGACUUGUGAAUGUCGGAGCCUCUGCCUUAUUAUUUCCACGAGCUCGCGUGCUUUCACUAAAAGCACACUUGCCCAACACAAAGGUGCGACUUUGCGCCGGGAGAGAGGUCCGCGCAGACGUGGCGCGACGGAAGAUGCGUAAAGGCGCCUCGCCGCGAUGGGAUUUGAGUUGAAGAACACGUAACCUUUCCAAAAAGUCGCCCUGAUUAUUACGGCACCUGGGAACUUGAAAAGGUCUCUCCGACCGCCGGGAUGUUGUGAGCGACACGUCGCGUGGGACCGACAGGAAGCGAGAGGAACCAGGGCUGGACGCGCACCGGAGGGAUUAUGGCUCUCGCGGCGUUUUCUCUCAGCCUCGUCACGCUGGCGCUGACAAACUUGCACCUGUCGAGAGCCAACAACCGGCACACGGUGUACUGGAACAGCUCCAACAUACUGCUGCGAAGAGAGGGAUUCACGGUGCAGGUCAACGUCAACGACUACCUGGACAUCUACUGCCCGCACUACAACACCAGCCAGCGGGGGGCGCUGGAGCGCACCAUCGCCGAGCAGUACAUCCUCUACAUGGUCACCUACCGCGGCUACCGCACCUGCGACCCCCAGCUGGGCUUCAAGCGCUGGGAGUGCAACCGGCCCCACGCGCCCCACGCGCCCAUCAAGUUCUCCGAGAAGUUCCAGCGCUACAGUGCCUUCUCGCUGGGCUACGAGUUCAACGUGGGCCAGGAGUACUACUACAUCUCCACACCCACCCACCACCAUGGCCACAGCUGCCUGAGACUGAGGGUCUACGUCUGCUGCUCCACCGUCUCUCAGGCGGACGACGACUCCAGCCAGACGUCUCCCGACUACACGGUCCGGCCAAAUAUCAACCUCGACAACAUUGACGAGUUGCACUCCGAAGUUCCCAAGUUGGAGAAAAGCGUCAGCGGCAGCAGCCCCUCCCGUGACCGCCUUCUUCUCACGGUGGCGAUGCUGCUGGUGUCCGCCGUCCUGUUGUCCUAGCGACCGCCGCCCCGAGCGACGCUCCUCACGCAUAGCUGGACCGCCUUGUCCAAAGGGCUUUGUAUCCACCCACUGCAAAUAUUGGGCAGAAGCAGAAACGCACGAAACAACACAGAAUAAAAUCACCCUUAACCGGACUUUAAAAGAGGAGAGGCCUUUUCUUUCGCCGUCAUAUUUAACGCCAGUGUACUUUAGCACUCGAUGUGUCGCCGGACGUCAUCCCCACAUGAACAGAGCUGGGACGCGCUGGAUGUAGACUACGCACUGUCGCUGUAGCAUGGAUAUCACACCACCUGAGGAAUUUACACUGCGCCGACUCAGCUCGUGAAAACCAGACUGAAGGAGGCAGAAAAAGUAACAGGAGUGAGACUCAGACGACGGAUUCCACUCUGCUUUGAUGUAAAGAGCUGGACUCCGAGGGUUCACAGGUUAUUUAUAUAAUCAGUGGGUGAUGAUUACCAUCUACAACCACUGUCCUGGACACUGAGGAAUGUUUUCACGUUGGAGUGAGGCAGCAGCUGGUAAUAAGAGCUCAGAAUCUGAGGGAAAAGACUUUGUGAGGAUAUCCACAGGCCUUUCAAGAAUCCAUUUCACCCAGACAUCAGAACUACACCUGACUUUGUGAUAGCUACAGGUGCAACGCUUGCGUUUCUUAGAAGGUAGUAAGUGCCCUCAACCAGUCCUUUGUCUGCAUUUCCUGCCUUCACACUGUAACAACCCUGGAAAAAGACAGAGCCGGGGCUGGUGAUUUGACGGCACUUAGACGUGUUAGACGUGCUAGACGUGUGUUUUAUUCCAAGGCAUUUACCUUCGGCUCUCGGCGCAGAGUUCCAAGAUGUCGGACCCUUUUCUCCUCGCAGCAAUCGCCCGUUCAGAAUGCCGCUAAUUUACAAUUAUUAUCACCCCCCCCCCCCUCCCAGAUUCCCUUUUGUAUCCCGGACGACCCGUCCUGUCCUCUUCCACUUCAGAGGUUCUCAGCCAAUCAGGGCCCACGGCCAUUACAGCAGUCACCGUCACCAUGGAGACGACCCCAUACAGUCGCCUAAGUGCGGCAGGUGCCUGAGGAGAAAUUGUGCUUUGAGUCUCAAAGUGACGCUGCCGCCAUUUUGUUAGAAAAAAAAACAAAAAAAACAACACGACUGAAUGUGCAAAUACAGAGAAGAUCACUUUUUUAUAUUUAAUACAGGACACCGUACAAUAGGCUGGCAUUAAUUACAAUUUUGUGCUUUUUUGAUUUAUUCACUUUUCGAAUGUAUUUAUUUUAGCAUUAAAAUAUAUUAUUUAUCUACCUAAUUUAUUAGUGUGCAUUUGUAGGCCUUUGCUCAAUAAGCUAUUGUGCCAUUUUUUAUUGUUUUUUUUUUAAACAGUGGGAUUUUUACUGCAGCAUUUUGCUUGUGUAGAUAAACUAGGCACAUGUGAUUCAGCCUGUUCUCGGUGCGGGACGUACACGCAGCAGCUCUACUCCCAUUGUAACACAGUGCUAAUCAGAUGACGCAGCUGACGAGCGACUCAUGAACCAACUGUGAACGCACAGACGGAGCCGGUGACGGACGGGCCGCGUUCCUCGAGUGCAGCGUCCGCCAAAACGAAGGGGUCUGCAUCGUAAUGUAUAUUCAUAACGUGUGUGUGUGUGUGUGUGUGUGUGUGAGAGAGAGAGAGAGAGAGAGAGAGCGAGCAAGGGUUAAAAAAAAACACCAUAUGUGCACGUCUGCGUGCGUGUGAAUGGAGAACGUGUUCGUCCGCGCUUUUUCGAAUAUGUGGCAUUUAGAAGUUUCGUACAUGUUAAGGAGUCGUUUGUAGGAUCUGAAUAUGCAAGUGUGUAUGAGAGAAUGUGCUUUUUCUGUAAUGUCGGUUCACGUCACGAGCUUUGGGGAAAGCGGGGCGGCGACCACGACUAACGUGUUUACCUUUGACCAGAAUGAAUUUCAAAAAAAAGCUGUACAUUGAAACAAGAAUGAUUAAAAACGAUGCCAAUAAAACCUUUUUGCAAAUUUA